CCGGUGAGUACUGUACACCGCGGUACAGUGCAGAGCAGAUCUACAAAAAUGCGCAACUGAUGCUGAUAUUGGCACCUCUAACAUCAAAGAGGCGUGGAAAGUAAACUGAGCAGGCUUGUGAUUGAGCUCACACGGAAGCAAAGUAAUAAACUGCGUCUGGGUGGGUCCAUAACGAACAUAACAAAUAAAAGCUCAGAACCAUGUCAGGGUUUUUGGACAGCAUCCGGUGCGGAGAAUGCGAAUGCAAUGUGGACUGGGGAGAGAGGAGAAACACCAUUGCAUCUAUAGCUGCUGGAGUCCUGUUUUUCACUGGUUGGUGGAUAAUCAUUGAUGCAGCUGUGAACUAUUCAGAUGAGGCGACUUUCCAUCAUGCUUAUCACGCCUGUGGUGUCAUUGCUACUGUGGCCUUUCUCAUGAUCAAUGCUGUCUCGAAUGGCCAAGUGAGAGGGGACAGCUACAGUGAAGGUUGCAUUGGACAGACAGGAGCUCGUGUGUGGCUCUUCAUUGGCUUCAUGCUGGCGUUUGGAUCUCUUAUUGCUUCCAUGUGGAUCCUGUUCGGAGGCUUCGUAGUGCCUAAGAAACCUGUUGUGUAUCCUGGUAUUGCAGUUUUCUUUCAAAAUGCAUUCAUUUUCUUUGGGGGCUUGGUGUUUAAAUUUGGACGCACUGAAGACUUGUGGCAAUAAUGAUCUGUUCUCUUCUUCUGAGACAGUCUACGCUUUGUUCAAU
Molecule: messenger RNA, 726 nt
Organism: Oncorhynchus tshawytscha (Chinook salmon)
Lineage: Eukaryota; Metazoa; Chordata; Actinopteri; Salmoniformes; Salmonidae
Product: transmembrane protein 50A
Exons: 7
Coding region: 201-683 (160 amino acids)
Biological process (GO): protein targeting to vacuole; late endosome to vacuole transport via multivesicular body sorting pathway
Source: RefSeq, a predicted model, not a curated record